GAUCCAUCCCUUCUUCUUCUUCUUCUUCCGCAGCCGCAGCAGGGGAGGCAUCGGGGCAACAAGGAGCCCCUCCAGCUCCACUUCCUCGCCCCAUCGGCCAGCCCUUCCUUGGGGCAGAGAAGGGGAGGCUUUGGGGGAAGCCAAGGAGGAAGGAGGCGAAGAGAGAGAGAGAGAGAGAGAGAAGGAAGGGAAGGGAAGGGAGUCAGGGGUCCAGGGGGGCUCCUUCCCUCCCUGCCCCCGAUCUCCCCAGAGAGUGGCUCCCCUCCUUUGGCGUCCUCCCUGGAUCUGCUCCUCUUCGUCGGAUUCGGCUGGGAAAGGCCAGGAAGAAGGAUGCUGACGCCGGAGUCACUCCGGAUCGAAGCCGAAGGGCCUCCGGGCAUCUCUGCAGCCUCCUUCCCUCCAGGCCAUUAAACUUGGAAGCCCUUGGGAGGAGGAAGGAGGCAGAAGAGGAGGCAGAGGAGAAGGAGGAGGACCGCAGGGAGGUGUAUGGCUCCUCCGGGCGCCCCCCUGCCCUCCUCCUCGGCCCCUCGCUGCCCCUUCUUGGCCCCGGGCCCCUCGGAUCGCGGACCCCCGCCUCCUCAGCCCCUUGGCCGGCAGGAGCAUCAGCUGCAUCCGGCGCCGGGGACAUUCCGAGGCCGGUCCCCGGAGCUAUAAAUACCCGCCUUGGAAGCCUCUCUCUGCCGCCCGAGAGGAUCGGAUCUCAGCAUGGCCGCCCCGAGGCCCCUCUCGGCCCUCCUCCUCGGCCUGGCUUUGGUGACAUUGUGCCACAGCGGCUGUGUGGAGGUCGAGUCGGAAACCGAGGCUGUGGCUGGUGAGACUUUCAGGAUUCGGUGCAUCUCAUGUAAGAAGCGCAGCGAGACAGAGGCUGAGGCCUUCACUGACUGGUUCUUCAAGGAGAAGGGGACAGAAGAGUUUGUCCAUAUCCUUCAUUAUGAUGUUGACACUAAACUCAGAGUGUUGGACCCCCGCUUUGAAGAGCUGGUGUCCUGGGAGGGCACCAAGGACAUUGCAGACUUGCAGGAGCUUUCCAUUCUGCUACUUAAUGUCACCUAUGAGCAAGCGGGCGAGUAUAUCUGCAGUGUCAAUCGCACACUUCUUUUUGCAAAUGAUUUCACACACAAUGUAAUGGUCAAUAAGACCAUCCACGUGGACGUCGUAGACAAAGCAAACCGGGACACGGCAUCCAUCGUGUCUGAGAUCAUGAUGUACGUUCUCAUCGUAGUCCUGACCAUCUGGCUGGUGGCAGAGAUGAUCUACUGCUACAAGAAGAUUGCUGCUGCAACAGAGGCAGCUGCGCAAGAGAAUGCCUCUGAGUAUUUGGCCAUCACAUCAGAAAGUAAAGAAAACUGUACAGGGGUGCAGGUAGCUGAAUAGCCCAUACAGGGCUGUCGGCAGGCGCAGAGAUUCCUGGUUGACAGGGAUGAGGCUUGAAAAGGAGCGGAGGAGAGGGAGAGUGUGACUCAGCAGAGGCAUCGGCAGCCCCUGAGAAGAGCUGAGCUGGAGCCAAACAACCCCUCCCCGCACUGCAUGGCCUUUUUUCCUUAACAAAGCAUGCUAUUUUUAAUAACAGAGCUCUGUAUUUGACCCAGGCACUCUGGGAUAGACACCUGUGUUUCAAAAGGGGAAGAGUGGUUUGUUCAGGUAGGGGGGGCACGGGCAAUUCAGUGAGGGGGGAUUGCCCGUGCCACAAUGCAUGAUUGGAAAGCGGCAUGCAUCGCAAAAGCUUGGGGCCCUCCCCCUGCCCCCCUUGUGGCCCCACAUGCCAGCCUGAGGCCUUCUUAAUUUACAGGCAAUUGCACUUGCGCUUUCUGAUUUUUUGCACAUUUCUUGCGCUUCUAGUUCUUUUUGGUUACUUCGCUACCAGCACUUUCAACGGGUCUGAGGAGAGGAGGCCCCUGCAGUUGGACUUAUCUCCCCUUCCUUCUCCUCUACAUGCCAUGACUUAGACUUCUACUGUGACCUCCCAGUGUGACCACAGCCAGCAGUGGAUUGGAGUGGAGAAAGGUGUUCAAGAUGGCCAUUGCCUAAGGCCUGGCCACCAGAAGGGACAGUAAGAUGCAGACUCUGUGUUGUCAUGAAGGAACACCUUUGAUGAUGAAAUAUUUAGCACUGACCAUAGACAUGAACUCUGAUAUUCUUGAGGCCUAUCCCAGCAAGAUUUUAUGCUGUCACCCUGAUGGAAGGUUUGUUCAAGACCUCUGGUGAAAGGGAAGACACUGCAGAGUAUAUAUCUGAUUGGAGGGGAAGCAGGCACUUGGAUCCAGAUGUUGCUCUUUUCACUCCAUGUCCCUGACAUUCAUCAUUGUUCUGCCCUUCAUAGCAUCAUGUCGGAAUUUGCUCCUGAUUUUGACCUUGGUUUGGUACAAAUUAAUUUCAUGCCUUUCUCCUCCCCAAAUUUUUCCUUUCUGGAUCCAGUACCACCUUGUCAGGCCGUUUUGGCUCUUUGGAGAAUACUGUGCUCUCCCCUCUCCUCAGACCCCCGGGGUUGGUCCACCAGGGAUCAGCUGCCUUCACAAUAGACUAGGGUUUGUUCAUAAAUAAAGAUGAUUGAAUUUCA
Molecule: messenger RNA, 2557 nt
Organism: Sceloporus undulatus (fence lizard)
Lineage: Eukaryota; Metazoa; Chordata; Lepidosauria; Squamata; Phrynosomatidae
Gene: SCN1B
Product: sodium voltage-gated channel beta subunit 1
Exons: 6
Coding region: 706-1374 (222 amino acids)
Biological process (GO): sodium ion transport; cardiac muscle cell action potential involved in contraction; regulation of heart rate by cardiac conduction
Cellular component (GO): voltage-gated sodium channel complex
Molecular function (GO): sodium channel regulator activity
Source: RefSeq, a predicted model, not a curated record